AUGAAAAUAAGAUAUAGGAUAUCUGUAAAUAAGGUGCCUAUAGAUUAAAAGCAUAAUAAAGGUUGUUUUGUUCCCCAACCCAAAUAAUUGGAAACGCGUAGAUAGUACCGACCUAGAGGAUCCACGACGAUGGUGUGCAUAGCUUGUUUGUUGCCGCUGUUCCUUGUCCCGAUCGUAAACCUAUUGCCGCUCCUCUUCGACAUCAUCAUGGGAAGAGUAUACAGGAUUUUGGGUUGGGAGUACCGGAAACCGGAGCGCGCGCCCCCAGCCUGUCCCUAUAAACCUAAGACCACCACCACCAGUACAAAUGUUGCAGGAGAGCACAAUGCUAUUGAUACUGAUCUCAAUAAUAAUAAAGCAUUACCGGUCGAUGAUGCCAAACUCGAUUGAAGAUAAAAUGUGUGUGCUCUGUUGGUAUACUUAUCUUUCUGUGUAAUGUUAUAUGUGCGGAUGAUGACAAAUUGUGUUUGAUUGUAUGCUGCUGAUGGAAUUUCAAAACUUUCUAAACAAAUUAAAGUGAGUAAAGAUGGAGUGAUUUAUCAGGAAA
This is a messenger RNA of Helianthus annuus (common sunflower), 547 nucleotides long. RefSeq lists its product as uncharacterized. The transcript is spliced from 4 exons. The record is from RefSeq and is a predicted model, not a curated record. NCBI's taxonomy places the organism in Eukaryota, Viridiplantae, Streptophyta, Magnoliopsida, Asterales, Asteraceae. The coding region runs from base 130 to 390 and encodes 86 amino acids.